AUGGCAGCACCCGGGGACGCUGUCUAUUGCACCCUCCUCACAUCCGAUCAGUAUCUUCCCGGUGCCGUUGUGCUCGCUCACUCGCUACGCGAUAAUGGGACACGGGCGAAAAUUGUCGCUCUUUUUACACCGGAGACAUUGAAAGAGUCCACCGUUAGAGAACUUCGGACCGUGUACGACGAAAUAAUCCCCGUGCAGCUUCAUUCAAAUGGCACCCCGGCCAAUCUCCUUCUGAUGGAUCGGCUCGAUCUCAUCUCCACGUUUACAAAAAUCGAGCUCUGGCGGCAGACGCAAUACUCUAGGAUCGUCUAUAUGGAUGCUGAUGUCCUUGCAUUAAGAGCGCCCGAUGAAUUGCUAUCGCUGGAAGAAGACUUUGCCGCAGCGCCUGAUAUUGGCUGGCCCGAUAUUUUCAACAGCGGGGUCAUGGUCCUUCGUCCUAAUCUACAGGACUACUACGCACUCCGCGCGCUUGCAGAGCGUGGUACCAGUUUCGACGGCGGGGACCAAGGUCUACUCAAUACGUAUUUCAAGAGAUGGCACAGACUGAGCUUCACUUACAACUGCACACCCAGCGGGAAUUAUCAGUACAUGCCGGCUUACAGGCACUUUGAAAGCACCAUCAGUCUCAUCCACUUCAUUGGACCACAGAAACCAUGGACACAGUCACGACAUGCUUUUACUUCAGGUACACCAUACUAUCAACUGCUAGGACGAUGGUGGGCCCAAUAUGAUCGGCAUUAUCGACCCCUUCCCACAUCUUUACCUCCAGCACCUGCUCGUGUUUCCUUUCAGUCUCAAUCAUCAUAUAAUGCCAGCUCUGCACCCAGAGGUGCUUCUUCCUACACUUCAAGUUGGGAGGAAAGUCCAUUUCCAGCCCAAGGCGGUGAUACGGCACAUCAGCAUGAAUAUCAUCACCACGCGCCUUCUACUUAUCACGAAAGACCCGCACAAAUUGCCGAAGACUUGCAUGUUUUACGGCACUCGCCAAUUUCUGAUGGAUUUGUUGAUACUACCCCGGCAUUUACUCCUGCUCCCGCUCUCGCUCACCCCCAGCCCAUACACCCCCCAUCCAUAACCCGUGAUCUCCGAGGCCACCAAGCACCAGUUGAAGCAGCGGCAGAAGUCAGAAGCGUGGUUCCACUCUACGUCCACGGCGAAGAACAAUCGUCGGUUUACGUUACGGUACCCAGCGGGGGAAUUGACAAUUUCACCGAGCUGAAAGCUCAAUACAUAACCCAGAAAGCAUUUGAACCGUAUCAUCAACACCAAACAUCGAUCGAGACUACCCCAAUUACACAACCUAAGGCACCGUCACCACCUCCGCCGCCGCCACAACAACCAGAGGAACGACCAUUCUCUCCGCCAAGGGCUGAAUGGGAUGCAUCCAGGGAACCGCCUCCGCGCCAUUCGCGACCCGAAGCAUUGAGCUUAGAAACUCAAACAUAUACGAUGUCUGAGGACACACAUCUAUUUCGUCCGCCGCCAUCGUAUCCUGAAGCUCCUAAGAAUAUGUGGUACGAGGUGCCUUCUGCGAAACGAGAACCUCGAAAACUUGCUCCAAUAUUUCCCUGGGAAACACGUGCCUCUAAGCCCACUCGAGUAUUUGCUGAAGAAGAAACUCGUGGCCCUUCGAUUAGCGGUGUCAUGGAACAUGAGCGCCAUCCCAAGCAAACUUUGUCUACUGAACAGACUUCACAUGUUGAGCAUAUUGAACAUAUCGAGCAUACUGAACAGACCCAACAGACUAAACAACCCGAGCAACCCGAGCAACCUCCAAAGGGUACAGCUACCACUUUCGAAUAUACCACUCCAAACUUCACCCCAGCAGAAUCUUGGGAGACUUUCUCAAGAGGAAAUGCAUGGGAUGAGGUUCCCGAGAUAAACAAAUAUGUCGACGCUAUACAGCAGCGAUCGAAAAAAGCAAACGGCCGCGGUGGCAAAGCAGGUGGCGCUAAAAGACCUGAAAGCCUCAAGAUCACAGACUUCCCGACGGAAGUCGAUAGGCCGAGUCUUCCAGUAACGCCAGCGCCGAUGCGCCGUACCUUUUGGGGAGGCCAAGAUGGACAGCAGGAAUCUAGCGAGUUUCCUGCUGCUGAAGGAGUUCCAAACCAGGGCGACUGGAACCCACUCGACCGACUGGAAGAGCUACGACAACGUCAGUUGAAUCUUUUCAUGACGACGAGUCCUCAGGGGCCAACAGAGUCGUCCGACGAGACUGAACAGCCGUCCGAAGCUGAUAAGUAA
This is a messenger RNA of Talaromyces amestolkiae, 2244 nucleotides long. RefSeq lists its product as uncharacterized. Gene Ontology annotation, molecular function: glycosyltransferase activity. The record is from RefSeq and is a predicted model, not a curated record. Lineage: Eukaryota; Fungi; Ascomycota; Eurotiomycetes; Eurotiales; Trichocomaceae. Gene Ontology annotation, cellular component: cytoplasm. Bases 1 to 2244 code for a protein of 747 amino acids. The transcript has 7 exons.